Coregonus sp. 'balchen' is the source of this 22810-nucleotide messenger RNA. Lineage: Eukaryota; Metazoa; Chordata; Actinopteri; Salmoniformes; Salmonidae. The record is from the annotation of a GenBank genome assembly.
CUGGGAGCUCCAGCUCAGAUCCUCAUCCCCAGCUCCUUACCUUCUCACCUCCAGCCCCCAGCACGACCCAGUACAUCUCAGAACACCCAAGCCCUGCCCUGCUCAGCCAUGCCGGUUCAGCACAGCCCAGCACAGUCUAACCUACCAACCCAGAUCACAAAGCACAACCCAACACAGCCCAACUACUACAGCCCCAGCUCCAACCCCCUGUGAGGGGGGCCUGGGUCACUGCAGAGCGAGGUUUACAACUCCUCCUAAUCUGCUGAGAGAUUGAUGGGCCCCCCUCAUCCCUCCCUCCUCCACCUCUUCCUCCUCCCCAACACAUGGAUUACUUUUAGCCUCUCUUUCUCUUACACUACUUACAAGAGUAAUGACACAGCUGUGACACUACAUACAGUAAUAAUAACAGUGGAAAAUGUGAGCAUCUUUCUCCUUGUUUGUGGAUGUCUGCAGAGAAAAAGGCAUGAGUGCUGGACGCCAUGGAUGUCUGUCUUCACACACACUGUUUUACUAGCACCAGAUUUAUGCCCCCCUUUAUUGUGCUUGCUGUUUGUUUGGUGAUUCUUGCGGCUGGCAGAGUUUGGGGAACAGAGAGAGUGAGAGAGAGAGCGAGUGUGUGUGUACAAGAAAUACUCUAUGGAUCUUCUUUAUUCAAAACAAAUGGUCCGACUCCCUCCCUCAGUGUGCGUGAAUCAGAUGGAGAUGCUAUGCUGCUAUUUAUUAACCGCUCUCAUCAGCCCUGUCCAGCGGAUCGACAAAAUAUGCUUGAGUGAUGAGUGCCAUCAAGUGUGUGUGUCAAAUCAAAUCAAAUGUUAUUGGUCACAUACACACAUUUAGUCUGAUGGCCUUGCGGGUGUAGCGAAAUGCUUGUUUUCCUAGCUCCAACAGUGCAGUAGUAUCUAACAAUUCACAACAAUACACACAAAUCUAAAAUUAAGAGAAUGGAAUUAAGAAAUAUAUAAAUAUUAGGACGAGCAAUGUCGGAGUGGCAUUGACUAAAAUACAGUAGAAUAGAAUACAGUAUAUACAUACAGUGGGGAGAACAAGUAUUUGAUACACUGCCGAUUUUGCAGGUUUUCCUACUCACAAAGCAUGUAGAGGUCUGUAAUUUUUAUCAUAGGUACGUACACCUCAACUGUGAGAGACGGAAUCUAAAACAAAAAUCCAGAAAAUCACAUUGUAUGAUUUUUAAGUAAUUAAUUUGCAUUUUAUUGCAUGACAUAAGUAUUUGAUACAUCAGAAAAGCAGAACUUAAUAUUUGGUACAGAAACCUUUGUUUGCAAUUACAGAGAUCAUACGUUUCCUGUAGGUCUUGACCAGGUUUGCGCACACACUGCAGCAGGGAUUUUGGCCCACUCCUCCAUACAGACCUUCUCCAGAUCCUUCAGGUUUCGGGGCUGUCGCUGGGCAAUACGGACUUUCAGCUCCCUCCAAAGAUUUUCUAUUGGGUUCAGGUCUGGAGACUGGCUAGGCCACUCCAGGACCUUGAGAUGCUUCUUAUGGAGCCACUCCUUAGUUGCCCUGGCUGUGUGUUUCGGGUCGUUGUCAUGCUGGAAGACCCAGCCACGACCCAUCUUCAAUGCUCUUACUGAGGGAAGGAGGUUGUUGGCCAAGAUCUUGCGAUACAUGGCCCCAUCCAUCCUCCCCUCAAUACAGUGCAGUCGUCCUGUCCCCUUUGCAGAAAAGCAUCCCCACAGAAUGAUGUUUCCACCUCAAUGCUUUACGGUUGGGAUGGUGUUCUUGGGGUUGUACUCAUCCUUCUUCUUCCUCCAAACAUGGCGAGUGGAGUUUAGACCAAAAAGCUCUAUUUUUGUCUCAUCAGACCACAUGACCUUCUCCCAUUCCUCCUCUGGAUCAUCCAGAUGGUCAUUGGCAAACUUCAGACGGGCCUGGACAUGCGCUGGCUUGAGCAGGGGGACCUUGUGUGCGCUGCAUGAUUUUAAUCCAUGACGGCGUAGUGUGUUACUAAUGGUUUUCUUUGAGACUGUGGUCCCAGCUCUCUUCAGGUCAUUGACCAGGUCCUGCCGUGUAGUUCUGGGCUGAUCCCUCACCUGCCUCAUGAUCAUUGAUGCCCCACGAGGUGAGAUCUUGCAUGGAGCCCCAGACCGAGGGUGAUUGACCGUCAUCUUGAACUUCCAUUUUCUAAUAAUUGCGCCAACAGUUGUUGCCUUCUCACCAAGCUGCUUGCCUAUUGUCCUGUAGCCCAUCCCAGCCUUGUGCAGGUCUAUUGAGUGUGUGGACAGGUGUCUUUUAUACAGGUAACGAGUUCAAACAGGUGCAGUUAAUACAGGUAAUGAGUGGAGAACAGGAGGGCUUCUUAAAGAAAAACUAACAGGUCUGUAAGAGCCGGAGUUCUUACUGGUUGGUAGGUGAUCAAAUACUUAUGUCAUGCAAUAAAAUGCUAAUUAAUUACUUAAAAAUUAUACAAUGUGAUUUUCUGGAUUUAUCUCUCACAGUUAAAGUGUACCUAUGAUAAAAAUUACAGACCUGUACAUGCUUUUUAAGUAGGAAAACCUGCAAAAUCGGCAGUGUAUCAUACUUGUUCUCCCCACUGAAUGAGAUGAGUAAAGCAGUAUGUAGACAAUAUUAAAGUGACUAGUGUUCCAUUAUUAAAGUGGCCAGUGACUCCAUGUCUAUGUAUAUAGGGCAGCAGCCUCUAAGGUGCAGGGUUGAGUAACCGGGUGGUAGCCGGCUAGUGAUGGCUUUUUAACAGUCUGAUGGCCUUGAGAUAGAAGCUGUUUUUCAGUCUCUCGGUCCCAGCUUUGAUGCACCUGUACUGACCUCGCCUUCUGGAUGAUAGCGGCGUGAACAGGCCGUGGCUCGGGUGUUUGAUGUCCUUGAUGAUCUUUUUGGCCUUCCUGUGACAUCGGGUGCUGUAGGUGUCCUGGAGGGCAGGCAGUGUGCCCCCGAUGAUGAGUUGGGCAGACCACACCACCCUCUGGAGAGCCCUGCGGUUGCGGGCGGUGCAGUUGCCGUACCAGGCGGUGAUACAGCCCGACAGGAUGCUCUCAAUUGUGCAUCUGUAAAAGUUUGUCAGUGAUGUGUACGCCGAGGAACGUUAAGCUUUCCACCUUCUCCACUGCGGUCCCAUCGAUGUGGAUAGGGCCGUGCUCCCUCUGCUGUUUCCUGAAGUCCACGUAUGCACGUUCGUGCUUGUGUGUGCACGUUUGUGUCUGUCAAUGCUUGCGUGGUAGUGUACAUUGAUGUGGGGGGAGUGUGUAGGGAUUUACACCCCAUACCUACCCUGCCAGGUCGUCUCUCAUGAACAAUGAGGCUAACUGAAGCCAGCUGGGCUCUUCAAGCAGCCAGCUAGCCAGUAGCCACACUGAUUUAUCAUGUUAGCCAAGCUAUAGGCUAGCCACACUGGGAAGCUAAUAGCUAUAGGUUAGCCAAAUGCUAGCCACGUUGAUUUAUAGAAUUAGCCACUCUGGCAAUGAUAGACCCGAGCUAAUGAUAAUUUAGCGUUGGCUUAACUUAAUAAAGUCUAUCUUCAGAGAGAGACAAUGGGUUUAAACUGUGAUAAAGAGGAACCACACACACACACACAUGCGCACUUGCUCUCUCCCUCUUUUUCACUCUGUCCCCCUCCUUUAUUCUCUCUCUCCCUUUAGAGUAGGGAGGGCUUCAGAGGGGGGAGGGGGAGACUUGGGAGAUGGGGGACUUCACAUGUUACCCUGCCGAUAAGCGUGUUGUGAGGAGAAGCAGACCUGUCUGCAGCAGUCAGAGCAGACAUAUUUAAUGCGUCUGAUGUAAUGGGGCUGAAUCAGCAGAUAGCUCCGCUGGGAGCCAUUAGCCCAAACGUGUAAUUAACCCCUUCCUUGCCCCAGGCCCCAGACCAGACCAGCCCAGUCCCCUCUGCAGUCCCAGCCAAGUCCCCCCUUCAGCCCCAAGUACUGCUCCAGGUGGAGAGGACACAGGGCAGGGGUGAAGGGAGGACCGAUUUGUUAUUUAAACUCUCCGUCUCUCUCUUUCGAUUUUCUCUUCGUCUCUUCCUUUCUAGGUAUCCCCCUUUCCCUUACCUCCAACCCGCCAAAAAAACUAAGGGGGAGAGUGGGCGAGGGAAGGAAAGAGAGAGAAGUUUGCCUCUCUGGCUGGUGCUAGUGAGGAUGGGGGUUUGAGGAGUUACCGCCUCCUUGCCUUUGAGAUCAGUUUUAAGUAUUUUUCCCUGCAGCUCGCUGUAACGCGUUACAGCAGUAGGGAGAAGCGGCAGGCUCACAACACCUGCCAAUCUUAAUGGCAAACGUAUGUGCAGUGAAAUGGAGGGAGGGAGAGAGCAAAUGUUCCUGAAAGAGGGUGGCAAGGUUGUCUGACUAGUCUGUUGUCUGUGUGUGUAAGAGAGAGAGGGCUUGUGUUUGAGUGAGUGACUGAGUUUAUCUUCUUGUGUGCUUACAAGUGUGUGUCUGUGUUCAAGUGUGUUUCUCUGUAUGUAUGCCUGUGUGUGUAGGUCAUUGCGUGCUGGAACCCAGAGCCUGUGGAACGUCGCUUGACGUUCCAAGCCAAAGGGGGAAGGGCCAAAGUGCUACUUUCACAAAGUCUAUUCUCCUCACCACAGUGCAGCUAGCACAUGAUCAUGUGAGGCUGAAGAGUGUGUGUGGGUGGGGGUGUGAAUCAGGUUAACACACCCAUGUUAACUCUCUAGACAGGUGUGUGUGUGUGUCCCUUACUCCUCUGAAUGAUCAUGUGUAUCAGAUUGGGUCACCUCCUGUGUGUGUGGUCAUUAGGAGGCUCUGUCUACAUUUCUGCUCCACAUGUGUAUACAUAGCAGUAUGUGUAUAGUGUUAUGAUGCAGUGGCUUGCGAAAGUAUUCACCCCCCUUGGCAUUUUUCCUAUUUUGUUGCCUUACAACCUGGAAUUAGGUUGUAUCAUUUGAUUUACACAACAUGCCUACCACUUUGAAGAUGCAAAAUAUUUUUUUGUGUGACACAAACAAGAAAUAAGAAGGAAAAAAAAGAACUUGAGCGUGCAUAACUAUUCACCAAAAGCCCCCCCCCCCCCCCAAAUCAAUACUUUCUAGAGCCACCUUUUGCAGCAAUUACAGCUGCAAGUCUCUUGGGGUAUGUCUCUAUAAGCUUGGCACAACUAGCCACUGGGAUUUUUGCCCAUUCUUCAAGGCAAAACUGCUCCAGAUCCUUCAAGUUGGAUGGGUUCCGCUGGUGUACAGCAAUCUUUAAGUCAUACCACAGAUUCUCAAUUGGAUUUUGGUCUGGGCUUUGACUAGGCCAUUCCAAGACAUUUAAAUGUUUCCCCUUAAACCACUCAAGUGUUGCUUUAGCAGUAUGCUUAGGGUCAUUGUCCUGCUGGAAGGUGAACCUCCGUCCCAGUCUCAAAUCUCUGGAAGACUGAAACAGGUUUCCCUCAAGAAUUUCCCUGUAUUUAGUGCCAUCCAUCAUUCCUUCAAUUCUGACCUGUUUCCCAGUCCCUGCCGAUGAAAAACAUCCCCACAGCAUGAUGCUGCCACCACCAUGCUUCACAGUGGGGAUGGUGUUCUCGGGGUGAUGAGAGGUGUUGGAUUUGCGCCAGACAUAGCAUUUUCCUUGAUGGCCAAAAAGCUCAAUUUUAGUCUCAUCUGACCAGAGUACCUACUUCCAUAUACCUUUUGGCUAAAACCAAACGUGUUUGCUUAUUCUUUUCUUUAAGCAAUGGCUUUUUUCUGGCCACUCUUCUGUAAAGCCCAGCUCUGUGGAGUGUACAGCUUAAAGUGGUCCUAUGGACAGAUACUCCCAUCUCAUUUAUUUAACUAAUUAUGUGACUUCUGAAGGUAAUUGGUUGCACCAGAUCUUAUUUAGGGGCUUCAUAGCGAAGGGGUGAAUACAUAUGUACGCACCACUUUUCCGUUAUUUAUUUUUUAGAAUUUUUUGAAUCAAGUGAUUUUUUUCAUUCAACUUCACCAAUUUAGACUAUUUUGUGUAUGUCCAUUACAUGAAAUGCAAAUAAAAUCCAUUUAAAUUACAGGUUGUAAUGCAACAAAAUAGGACAAACGCCAAGGGGGAUGAAUACUUUUGCAAGGCACUGUAUGCAGCAGUGUGUGUAUAGUGCUGUGCAGCAGUGUGUGUAUAGUUCAUAGUGUGUAUGGUGUGUAGUGUUAUGAUGCAGUGUGUGUAUGGUGUAUAGUGUUAUGCAGCAGUGUGUGUGUGGUUUAUAGUGUUAUGCUGCAGUGUGCUGUCUGUGUGUAUGAGCUCAUUGUAAGAGUCAGGGGUCUCUCCCUCUCCCUCUCUCUCUCUCUCUCUCUCUCCUCCCCCCUCUCUCUCCCCCAAACCUCAUCAGAGCUCCACGUCAUGUCUGUCACCUUCCCUCUGGCCACAAAGCUGCCCAUUAUAGACAGGGCUCCAUGACCAGAGCAGACCCUUACCAGCACCCCUCCACCCUUCUCCUGCUGCUCCCCCCUCUCUCUCCCUCCCCUGUUUCCAGUGUGAUUGUGAAUAUCCCCUAGCUAGUCCAGUGUUCUCCUGGAGAGAGCAGAGUGGUUGGAGCAGGGCCAGGAUCAUCCCUUUUGGCUCCAAUAAAACUAGUCAGCAAAUCUGCUGCUGACUGAUCCACCUCCAUCGCCCCUCUCAUCCCCUUUCAGCCCUUAUAUCCCUCCUCUCAUCCUUCUCUCCCCUUCACUCGCUCCUCUCUUCCCUCUUUCUCCCCCUCUAUCACUCAUCUCCCAAUGGCUGAAGCUCUAUUUGUCUGGCUGAAGCUCUCUGUGGUUGUCUAUGGCGGAAGCUCUGUGGUUGUCUAUGGCGGAAGCUCUCUAUGGUUGUCUAUGGCAGAAGCUCUCUAUGGUUAUCUAUGGCGGAAGCACUCUAUGGUUGUCAAUGGCAGAAGCGCUCUAUGGUUGUCAAUGGCAGAAGCACUCUAUGGUUGUCUAUGGCGGAAGCGCUCUAUGGUUGAAGCUCUCUUUGGUUGUGUACGGCUGAAGCUCUCUAUGACUGAAGCUCUCUUUGGUUGUCUAUGGCUGCAGGUCUCUAUGGUUGUCUAUAGCUGAGGCCUUCCUGACACUGAACUGUGGUUGAGAGCAGAGAGCCCUGGAGUGGAGCCCUGUGGCCCAGAGGUGAACCAGCACUGCUCCAGUAGAAUGGGUAGAAUGAGAAGGGGGUAGAAAGAGGUAGAGUAACCUCUUCUCUCAGGAGAGCUGCAGGACACCCCCCAGUGUCCCAUACUCACUCACUGCCUGACACAGAGAGCCUGGGGAUUUUCACCUUUUAGACACACACACACACACACACACAUACAUACAUACACGCACGCACGCAUACACACACACGCACACAAACACGCACGCACAUACACACACUGCACUCACAAACUGUGCAUACAUUACAUUUACACACCCCACCAUAUGUCUUAUACACAUUUAAAUCUACACCCGUGUUCUCUCUUUCUCACACACAUACACACACAAACGUACACUUGCUGCAGCAGGAGUCAAAUGGCCCAAUGUGUUAAAAGCAUUAGGUAAGCACAAGUCUAAAAGUGCUUCUCGGGCCGAUAUCAAGUGUCCUGCUUCAUUACAGUGUGGUGUAUACAUUCAGCUGCAUCUCUGACCCCCUCCUCUCCCCCCUCCUCCCCCUCUUCUCCCCCAGGGGAGCUCUAAAAUGGAGCGGCUUGGAUGUUUGCUGAAGAAUAGAUGGGGUAUUAUUAUUUUAAGCGUGUAUGCUCUCGUUGGCGGUGGAGCCUGUCCAAUCAUAGUGCUGAUGUUUGGAGGAAAGGUAUAUAAAAGCACACUUCAAAGCCCUGCAGCGGCCUUAAUGCGGCCGGACCCUGUUUAUCUUUGUGGUACACACGCAUAUGCACACGCACACCGAAAAAUAAGGAAAGUCAUUUCUAUCGCAGGAUUUAUGAGGAAGGAGGGAGAGCGCGGUAGAGGUAAAAGAGGGGAGGGCGUGCAGAAAUGAAAGAAAACGCCACUUUUGAUAUGAGUUUAACAAGAAAUAUUUUGUCCAUAUUGGUAAAGAGUAUAUUUUUUUUCUUUGGCUAUUUUGGGUCCUGAAACAGUAUUACAGGGGAGGAAGCUGACCAAGGAAAUCUUCUGUUUUGACGUGGCCGCUGGCAGUUCUGACAGAGAGAGAGACAGACAGACAGACAGACUGAUCAAACAGAGUGGGCUCCAACCUGCCGGCUGAGACCGUAUACAAAGCCACACCUCAGCACAUGAAGACAACACAGACCUUUUCUGUGCAGCACAGCACUUGGCGUCCCAUACAGUCUCUAACAAGCAGCGCUAGGGUAAUGUUAGCAUUAGCGGUUUCUCCCUCUGUAAGCAGCCUCAGCCCUGCCAGCCACCUGCACACAGGAAAGAGCUGAGGCAUAGAGGUCAGGGGUCACAGACUAGACCAGAGGAGAGAGGUGAGACUGAAAAAAGGGAUGGCUGAUAAAGCUGGUGAGCCCUGCCAGCCACCUGCAAACUGAAACUGGCUGAGGCAAAGGGGUCAGGGGUUAAAGGUCACCAAGAGAAGGUCAUCACUGUCUUUGGCUGCCCAUGGAGGAAUGUAUUUUUAAUGUAGACUGUGGACAGAGAGAGGAGAGAGGGAAGGGGUGAAAGGAGUAAAAGAGAGACAGAGGGGGACUAGAUAGGGGUACAGAGACAGGAUAGUGAGGGGUAAAAAGAGAGAGGGUGGAGAAUGAGAGAGAGUUGAGAAAGUAGGGUAAAGAGCGAAGGACGAGACAGUGGGGAAGCAGGAGAGUUCCCUUUCACACUAGAGUCCUGGUUCUUGUGUACCUAACUGUUUAAGUGUGGCAUUGCUAAUCUGGCCUCUCCAUUAGUUAAACCCCAAAUAGCAUCCCAACAGGUUGAAAAAACACAACUGCAAGCCCAAACUAUCUCAACUCAAUCAUAAGCGUUCUGACAGGCUGGAUUUCUAAACCAGAAGCCCAAUAACAGAAUAGGCUUUGUGUGAUACUCUGCAGAAUGCUGAGAGAGAGGAGAGAGGGAGCAGUGAGAGAAGAAAAGAGAGCAAAGGGAUAUCUUGGAGAGAGAGAGCGGGGGGAGGGAGUGUUUUUCUAGUGGCUUUAGUGAGUAACGUCCUGUGUUGUCGUGGUGGUGUGGUGUGUUCCAAACGGCAGGCUGGGGAGUUGGAAGGAGCUGCAGCCUCUUCUCAGCUGUCUCGAUGGGUGUCACUGACUCCCACCGACACACCAGAAAAACCUCCACUACACCCCCAACACACACACACACACACAUACACACACACACACACACACACACACACACACACACACACACACACACACACAGCAACCCCCCACCACCUCCCUCCCUUAAAAAAGAAAAGUAAAAUAGAAUUUUAAAAAGAAAGGAGAAGGUUUGGGUAAUCACUCUUUGGCUCUUGGUUGUGUGCUCAUGCGACCCUAUCCCCCCCUAUAACUCUGGCUGGUUGUAAUAGAUGAGGAUAGCAGAGUGCAUGUUUAUGAGCGCUGGACUUGGCAGGCCUGAGCGCUCCUUCAGUGUCUCACAGUUCAUCACAGCUCAGUGACUGGGCCCUGACUCAACCCGUGUCUUUUACACACAGUUUACAUGGGGGGGCUGUCAUGCACCCAACCAAACCCCCCACUACCCCCAUACUGCACCUAUCCCUGUUCACCCCCACCCCUCUCUCUAUCCCUAACCACCCUGGCUUACUGUACCCCUACCUCUUUUACCCCUUUAUGGCUGCACAGUAUCUGUCUUAUUGUUUGAAAUUGUGCAUUGAUUAAGUACAGUACUACCAAAUACCCUUUUUGUUUUGCCAACAAUCUCUCUCUGUCUUUCUCUCUCGCUUUCUCUUUGUCUUUCUCUCACUUUCUCUCUUUGUCUCUCUCUCUCUCUCUAGUGGUCCUAUGCGUUGGAGAAGCCUAACACGGGCAGUGUGUUCAGCCUGGCCUGGUCGGCAGACGGCACACAGCUCGCGGGGGCUUGUGGGAACGGACACGUCAUCUUCGCCCACGUGGUGGAGCAGCGCUGGGAGUGGAGGAGCUUCGAGAUCACCCUCACCAAGAGGAGGACCAUGCAGGUAGAACACACACACAGAUCACCCUCACCAAGAGGAGGACCAUGCAGGUAGAACACACACACAGAUCACCCUCACCAAGAGGAGGACCAUGCAGGUGUUUCAGGGCAGGUUCCUUAUGCCAUAUGCUUGGUUAACCCUCCAGAAAAAGUCUUAAUCUUUACUUCACUUAAGAAGCCAAACAGUCCCCGAGCCUAAAUGAAUUAAUGAGACAGCUAACUGAGGGUGAAUGGGCUGGUGUGAGAGGCAGACGCUAGUGAGGUGAAGUUAACAGGCUAUUUAAAGGGCCAGACUAUUCCCCAGGCCUGGGUACUUGUGGCCAUACAUUAUGUUAUAAGCCUCCCAGUGUGGACCAGUGACAAUGGCCAGCCUGUGUAGCAGCCUCCGUCACAGAGUGUGUUUAAACUUCAGAAACCACAAGGUAGCGUUUACACGCAGUCGACACCCCCCCCCCCCCCCCCCGCGCGCGCACACAGAAACGGACACACACACGUGGAUAAACGCAUACGCACACACACACGUGCACACUCGCCAUAGACAACCCUCACUGAGCACUGUUUGCGUUAACCAAACAAACCUGUGUCUUCAGCUGUUUAUUUUCAGGGUUUUUUCUCUCCCCUCUCGUUCUGCCUCACUCUCCCUCUCUUUUUUAAAAGUGCACAUCUGCCAAUGGUUUGUGAAUCAAGCGGCUAAAUUUACCACUUCGCGGUUAAGCAUUUUUAUUCCUGGUUGUUUGGUGAGUAAAUUUGGGUUGUUAGUGGGGGUUAAAGAAGGAUGAUGUUUAAAGCCUUAAAUAAAUACCUACCACACCUUUUACCUGCUGGUGGAAAACCAUAUUUCAUUCAUUCAUUCAUUCAUUCAUUCAUUGAUUCACAGGGAAAUGUGGAAGAAAAUGUUUAUCCUAACAGGUGAAAAAGUAGAAACACACACACAUACGUAUAGACACCAGGCAUUUCUGUCCACUGCUGUCCUAUGCUUAGACAUGGGCUGAUUCCUUGUAUAUAUCAACAGUAAAUACACUCUUGAGUUUACGUGAGUGCAUCCAUGCCUACUAUACAUCGAUGAGUGUCUCAGAAAAUAUGUCCUGUGUGUAUAUGCUAUAGUCUGUUUGUUACAAUUAGUUUGUUAGUAUUUCAAAUUAUUUGUGACUCAAUGUCUGUAUGUGUUUAUGUAUGUCAAGAUUUGUGCUACGUGUGCAUGUUUGUGUGUAUGUCUGUGUGUGUGUUCCUAAACACACCCUCUUUCUCUAUCCAUCACCCAGGUGAGGAACGUGGUGGAUGAUGCGGUGGAUGUUCUGGAGUUCAGGGACCGGGUCAUCAAAGCCUCUCUGGCCAACGGUCACCUGGUGGUCACCACCUCUCUCCAGUGCUACGUCUACAGUGCUAAGAACUGGAACACCCCUCUCAUCUUUGACCUGAAGGAGGGGACCGUCAGCCUCAUUGUACAGGCUGAGAAGUAAGUCUCUCUUUAUCCUUCUUUCUCUAUCUAGUGAUGUCCCUCCUCCCUCUCUUAGUCUUUCCCGUCUCGUCUAUCCCUGUUGCGCCUAUCUCUGGACCCCCUCUCCUUUUCUUUCCCUCCCCCUCUCUCUCCUGCCAAACACGCUGUGUGUGUGUGCGCGCGCGUCUGUGUGUGUGUUUGCGUUUGUGAGAACUGUGUGUGAAUGUGUGCCAUUAGCAGAGAAGGUCUGGCUGUGGAAGCCUGACUGCAGUAGGGAACAGAGAGAUGGACAUCUAUCAUUCUCUCUAAUGGGUCGUUCCACCUCACAAAGCACAAGAAAGAGGAUUUCGACUCCUACCAUCUCAGAUUGUUCUGAAAUUGUUUCUGUUGUUAGAAACAGAUAAGAUGCAACAUUAUUUUGUUGAAAUAUAAUUUGAUCUCUGAGAAAUUAAGAUAAUUGAUUGCACCCAAAUUGGCUGUUUUAAUUUAUAGGAUUCAUAUCAUAUCAAAUAAAUAUAGUACCUAACAUCCGAUUUGGACCAAACUUUUUUCUAACAAUGAGUUAGACAUGAGGAAUCCAAAGAAAUGGUCAAAAGCCACACACGGACCCCCACACCCCAUUCCAAUCCCACCCCAACAACGACUAUAUAGUAUCAGUUCUGUAUGUCUGACAAGUAGUAUGGAGCUGCGGCUCAGAGUAUUGUUUCUUCAUGCUAUGUAAUGUAUUCCCAGUGAAUUUGGCGGUAUUUUCUUUCCCUUUUCAGAGAAAUUAGUCAUUGAGUUUUGUAAUAUCUUGGCUCCAUCUUGCAGUUUGUUAUGCUCUCCCUCUCCUCUCCUCUCUACCAUUCCCACUCUCCUCUUUGUUGCUCCCUCCUGCCUCUAUCGCUCCUUCUCUCCUCUCCAUCUCUCUGUCCCUUGCUUUCUAUCACUCCCCCUCUAAUCUUUCUCUCCCCUUCUCUUUAUUUUGGCUCCUCCCUCAGACACUUCCUGUUGGUGGAUGGGACAGGGGUUUAUGUGUUCUCCUACGAGGGACGUCUCAUCUCCACGCCCAGAUUCCCCGGCAUGAGAACGGACAUCCUCAACGCCCAGUCAGUCUCCCUUAGCAACGACACCAUCGCCAUCCGGGACAAGAGCGAUGAGAAGGGUGAGUGGAACGUCCCUUCACUACCACAAUACAAUUAUUGUGGUACAAUACUUUAUUGUCCACACAGCGGGGAGAGAUUUGCCUUUGGCUUCUUCGCUCAAUGACAUUUACAGCCGUUAAACACAUUGAAACAUCAGGAGCACUUUGUCAACAAGAGGAUUACACUUCACCAGGGGAUAAAAAGCUGGAGAAAUGACUUUAGCAGGACUGGAACAAUGAAGUUUGUAAUCAUUAUCCCGCUCCCCCCCCCCCCCCCCCCCCCCUCUUAUUUUCCUCCAGUCAUCUUUUUGUUUGAUGCCCUGACGGGGAAAGCCCUGGGCGACGGGAAGCCCCUGACUCACAAGGUGGGUGAUUCACCAACUAACACACACCAACAGUUAGUCACAACACACACUACACUCUCCUGUUAGUGUGCACACACUGACCUGAGAAGACUGUGUAUAUCUUCACAUGUCUACGUCUUAAUCCGUACUGUUACAUUAAGCAACCUUUUAGGAUUGGGGGAGGGUAAGCUGAUCCUAGAUCUGUGCCUCAGGGUAGCUGUGGGACAGUGUGAGUAAGUGUGGUGGGUUUCAGUGCCCCCAACAGGCCAGGGUGAAAAGGUCAGGGAGCCAUGGGGAGAAGGCAGAGAGAAGGUGUUGAGGAAAAAAUAAGAAACUUGAUAGUUAAGAGGGAGACAUACAGAUUGUGAGGAAAUUGGAGUGCAUGUGUGUGAGAAAGAGAUGGAGAAUGGAGAGAAAGGGGGAGGGUUAUGGAGUGAAAGGGAUAAAGAGAGAGGGAGUGAAUUAGAGAGGGAGAAAAGGAGGUGAAGUAGCCAGGAACAGUAGUUACUGUUUGUCAGCAUGGCUGUGUCUGCCAGCACUCCACAGCUCCAAGACAGAGGAGCACUGCACUGAAGCCAGCUGGCUCUGACACACACACACACACACACAGUCACACACACGCACAUACACUCCUGUUGGGGAGUAUGGGCCAGGAGCUGUGGGGUCAGACUGCUGGCACCCCCUUCCUCUCUCUUGCCUCCCCCAUUUCUCCCUCCUGUCUACUCUCUCCCUCUUACCUCUUUCCUCCACCUCUUCCCUCUGAGUUGAGUAUCUUCCCUCUGAUCUGGGCACAAUUGUUCCCUCCUAGUCCUCCUGUGGCUGUGUACUCAGGGCUGUACUGGGGACUAGAGAGUGUAGAGAGGACAGAAGUGGGCUUGUGAUAUGGGUGAUCAUGUGUUGAAAAGAGAUGUGUACCAAAAUACAAUAUUGUAAGUGUAUGUGUUAUGGGGACUGGUUGGGUUUGACACUGGUGGUUCAGUUAGCCCUGUUAAUGUGAACCAGGUCUCUCCCACACAACUUUCUGCCUCUCAUUUCACUGUGUGUGUGUGUGUGUGUGUGUGUAUGCAUGUGUAUGUGUUUUCCAGAUGGAGGUGGUGGAGAUAGCUCUGGACCAGUGUGGCCCGUCCAGCGAGAGGAAGAUCGCGGUCAUAGACAAGAACCGUGACCUGUACCUGACCGCUGUCCGCCGCCACAACAGAGAACACAACAUCUGCAAGAUAGGUAGGAGAGAGGGAAGGAGAUAGAUUUCAAACUGCUUUGUGUUGUUAAGCACCUAAAGCAUACCAGAUAGAUAACAUCAUCUUUCUUACCACAACCCACAUGUACUAUGGUCUACACACCAUGUGGUAGAGGUUAGCUGUUUGUGUGGAUAGUUAGUUAUUCUGAGUGUUGUUAAUAAGAGUGUGUUGUUGGUCUCUAUCCUGCUCUACAGGUACUAUGGUCCACACUAUGGCCUGGAACGACUCAGCUAACAUCCUGUGUGGUAUUCAGGACACACAGUUCACCGUGUGGCACUAUCCCAGUGCUGUCUUCACUGACAAGGACCUGCUGCCUAAAACACUCUACAUGAAGGAUGCCAGGUAACAUGUGCACGCAAACACACACACACACACGUGUGCACACAGAAAACAGUUCCCCAUUAUCGGAAGUAAAAGGUAAUGCAUCAUCUUCAUCUCAAAUAUUUUCAUGUUGUAUAAAAGCCGUUGAUUAAUCAAUGAAGAUAUUCCUGAGUGGCUGCCCUUAGGCUAGGUGGCUGUCUGUACAGAAUGUAUUUUUAUAUCUGUCUGUCCAUCUGUCCCCCUCCACAGUGAGUUUAGCCGUGCGCCCCAUAUCCUGAACUAUGUGGGGACCCAAGUGACUGUGCGUCGCGGUGACGGCUCGUUGGUGUACAGCAGCGUGUCUCCCUACCCUGGCCUACUGCACGAGUACAGCGCCUCCUCUCGCUGGGAGGACGCACUGCGCCUCUGCCGCUUUGCCAAGGUAACACACACACCUGACAGGAGUUACAACUGAAAGGGGACUUUCCCUGGUGAAUCCCUGGUCCGAUACAGAAUGAGUCUGACCUGUAUAGCACAUAGCACACAUCAUAUUCAACUCUAAAUACUGUACAAAACACAUCUUAAAAAACUCUUUACAUUAUGUUGAAAAUAGAAUAAUAAAUAAAUAGAAUAUGCCAGUGUUAAGUAAUGUGUAACACCAGGCCUGCUGUCUCCCUGGCCCUACCUCUACCCUACCCAGGAGAGGGGGCUGCUCUGUGCCCUGAGCUCUGAGCCCCUUUCUUAAAGCCAGUUAUUUAGGAUAAAUGGUGUAAUUAGCGGCCUGUAAUUGCUAGCACAUUGUGGGUUGCAGCAGAGCAGAGCAGGGCCAGAGGGACCAGAUAACCAGAGCCCGGGCCCCAGGGGAAACACUCAGCCCGAGAGGGGCCACGGGCUGUGGGGCCACAGGUCUGGGUCCUGGGGGGUUGGUGAUAGGGGGGUCAAGGGCCUGAGGGAAUAGUGAAUGGGAUUCCUCCAGGGUUCUAGUGUUCUGAUAGACCUUAUGGGUUCCCCCCACUAUAGCGUGGGAACAACAGGCAGCGUGGGAACUCACUGUCACUCUUUUGCAGUGGGGUGUGCAUGUGUCUCAAUGUCCUGUCUCAGUGUCAGUGUGUCAAAUUACUGUACUCAUGUCUGUCUGGUUGUCUCGUCUGUCCGAUUGUUUUAUGUCUUUGUCCAUGAUGUUCCUCUCCUGUGUUGGUGUCUCACACCCCCUCACUGAGUCUCUGUGUGCUAGACCUCUGAGGAAGAGGUGAGUCUCUCUCUCUCUCAUUCAUUUACAUCUUUCCACGUUCCCUUUUACCCCUGUCCUCGUCUUUGUCAUUCUCCUCAUGUCCUCAUUUUAGUUCCUUCUCCUCCUCCUCUUCCUCCUAUCCCUUCCUUUAGUUCAGGUUUCUCUCCUCAUCUGCUAACUGCCCUGUGGUACUCCACCAUAGACAGUACAGCAUGGACCAUAUACACACAUGAAGAUAUUGACUGGAUACUUCAAGAAAACCUAGUCCUUCAGUGUGUGUUUGUUGGUUGGGGUUGAUGUCUGUGUGUGUGCUGUGCAUGAGUGUGUGUGUGCCCACUGCCCAUGUGUGUUUACUUUCUGGUUGGUGUGUGUUUGUCUGUAGGAGGGUGUAUGUGUUUGUAAAUGACGUGUCCUGCAGCCCUGGGCCUUGGCAUGGUGAAGGGUCCAUGACGGAGCCACUGGAGUGGAGCUUUAAUGAGACACGACCAGCAGCUUUUAAUUAGUUUCUAAUUAGCCUGGGUGACACCAUUUACCGUAUUUAACCUCCCCAACACACACACACACACACACGCAGCCAACCCCUGAACCCAAACCCCAGUGAGAGCCUUCACAGUGUGCGCUGCAUGGGUUAUGAUGCAAUAACCACAACCCUGGAGCAGGAUGGCUAGAGGGGACAGGGGAGGGGAGAGGGGGGUGAAGUGGGUAUAUGCAAUGCCUUCAGAAAGUAUUCAUACCCCUUGACUUAUUCCACAUUUUGUUGUGUUACAUCCUGAAUUCAAAAUGGAUUAAAUUAUUUUCUCACCUAUCUACACACAAUAUCCCAUAAUGACAAAGUAUUUUUUGGUGUGCACAUUUAUUGAAAAUGAAAUGCAUAAAUAUCUCAUUUACAUAAAUAUUCACACCCCUGAGUUAAUACAUGUUAGAAUCAUCUUUGGCUGCGAUUACAGCUGUGAGUCUUUCUGGGUACGUCUCUAAGAGCUUUGCACACCUGGAUUGUACAAUAUUUUAAAAUUAUUCUUUUUAAAAUUCUUCAAGUUCUGUCAAGUUGGUUGUUGAUCAUUGCUAGACAGCCAUUUUCAAGUUUUGCCAUAGAUUUUCAAGCCGAUUUAAGUAAAAACACUUAACAGGAACAUUGUUUUUCUUGGUAAGCAACUCCAGUGUAUAUUUUCCCUGGUUUUAGGUUAUUGUCCUGCUGAAAGGUGAAUUUGUCUCCCAGUGUCUGUUGGAAAGCAGACGGAACCAGGUUUUCCUCUAGGAUUUUGCCUGUGCUUAGCUCUAUUGCGUUUAUUUUUAUCCUUAAAAAACUCUCUAGUCCUUGCCGAUGACAAGCAUACCCAUAACAUGAUGCAGCCACCACCAUGCUUAGAAAUAUGAGGAGUGGUACUCAGUGAUGUUGUGUUGAAUUUGCCCCAAACAAUGCUUUGUAUUCAGAACAGUAAGUUAAUUUCUUUGCCACAUUUUUUGCAGUUUUACUUUAGUACCUUGUUGCAAACAGGAUGCAUGUUUUGGCAUAUUUUUAUUAUGUACAGGCUUCCUUCUUUUCACUCUGUCAAUUAGGUUGGUAAUGUGGAGUAAGUAAACUCAACAAAAAAAGAAACGUCCCUUUUUCAGGACCCUGUCUUUCAAAGAUAAUUCAUAAAAAUCAAAAUAACUUCACAGAUCUUCAUUGUAAAGGGUUUAAACACUGUUUCCAAUGCUUGUUCAAUGAACCAUAAACAAUUAAUGAACAUGCACCUGUGGAAUGGUCGUUAAGACACUAACAGCUUACAGACGGUAGGCAAUUAAGGUCACAGUUAUGAAAACUUAGGACACUGAAGAGGCCUUUCUACUGACUCUGAAAAACACCAAAAGAAAGAUGCCCAGGAUCCCUGCUCAUCUGAGUGAACGUGCCUUAGGCAAUAAAUUGCAAUGUCCGUACUGUGAGACGCCUAAGACAGCGCUACAGGGAGACAGGACGGACAGCUGAUCGUCCUCGCAGUGGCAGACCACGUGUAACAACAUCUGCACAGGAUCGGUACAUCCGAACAUCACACCUGCGGGACAGGUACAGGAUGGCAACAACAACUGCCCGAGUUACACCAGGAACCAGGGUCCGUCAUGGUCUGGAACGGUGGGUCACAGCAUCAUCGGACUGAGCUUGUUGUCAUUGCAGGCAAUCUCAACGCUGUGCGUUACAGGGAAGACGUCCUCCUCCCUCAUGUGGUACCCUUCCUGCAGGCUCAUCCUGACAUGACCCGCCAGCACGACAAUGCCACCAGCCGUACUGCUCGUUCUGUGCGUGAUUUCCUGCAAGACAGGAAUGUCAGUGUUCUGCCAUGGCCAGCGAAGAGCCCUGAUCUUAAUCCCAUUGAGCACGUCUGGGACCUGUGAGGGCUAGGGCCAUUCCCCCCAGAAAUGUCUGGGAACUUGCAGGUGCCUUGAUGGAAGAGUGGGGUAACAUCUCACAGCAAGAACUGGCAAAUCUGGUGCAGUCCAUGAGGAGGAGAUGUACUGCAGUACUUAAUGCAGCUGGUGGCCACACCAGAUACUGACUGUUACUUUUUAUUUUGACCCCCCUUUGUUCAGGGACACAUUAUUCCAUUUCUGUUAGUCACAUGUCUGUGGAACUUGUUCAGUUUAUGUCUCAGUUGUUGAAUCUUGUUAUGUUCAUACAAAUAUUUACACGUUAAGUUUGCUGAAAAUAAACGAAGUUGACAGUGAGAGGACGUUUCUUUUUUUGCUGAGUUUACAAUGUUGUUGAUCCAUCCUCAGUUUUCUCCUAUCACAACCAUUCAACUCUGUAACUGUUUUAAAGUCACCAUUGGCCUCAUGGUGAAAUCCCUGAGCGGUGUCCUUCCUCUCCGGCAACUGAGUUAGGAAGGACACCUGUGUCUUUUGUAGUGGCUGGGUAUAUUGAUACAUCAUCCAAAGUGUAAUGAAUACCUUCACCAUGCUCAAAUGGAUAUUCAAUGUCUGCUUUUGUUUAUUUUUACCCAAUAGGUGCCCUUCUUUGCGAGGCAUUGGAAAAACAUCCUUGGUCUUUGUGGUUGAAUCUGUGUUUGAAAUUCACUGCUUGACUGAGGGACCUUACAGAUAAUUGUAUGUGUGGGGUACAAAGACGAGGUAGUAAUUCAGAAAUCAUGUUAAAAACUAUUAUUGCACACAGUCCAUGCAACUUAUUAUGUGACUUUUAAGCACAUUUUUACUCUUGUACUUAUUUAGGCUUACCAUAACAAAGGGGUUGAAUACUAAUUGGGUCAAGACAUUUCAGCUUUUAAUUUUUUUUUUUAAUUCUUAAAAAUGUCUAAAAACAUAAUUCCACUUUGACAUUAUGGGGUAUUGUGUGUGGGCCAGUGACACAAAAUCUCAAUUAAAUCAAUUUUAAAUUCAGGUUGUAACAAAACAAAAUGUGGAAAAAGUCAAGGGGUGUGAAUACUUCCUGAAGGCACUGUAUGAAAGAAGGAGCGUCACCACUUUUAAUAGUCACCCCUCCUUCUUCCUCCUAUUUCUGGUAAGGGUUUGGUCUUUCGUGGCCGUGUGGUGUGGUUUUUCCCGGAGUGGGAGGAGUGUUGUGGGGAAGUCCUGUUAGCCAGGUAUGGAGGAUUAGCCCCUUGUGGAUACUUUCAUGGCACUGAAUUGUUGUUAACAGACACAAGCACACACGCGUAAAGAGCAUGCACACAUGCUUAAACACACACACAUGCUGAUAGGCCUGUACACAAACAACCAUACUGUACACAGUCACACAAACAUGGGCAGCCCAGCAGUGUGACUAAAUCUCCAGGCAGGCUCUAACAGUGAGCCAACACCACAAUGGACCACAUCGCUCCUCUGAUUGGAGGAAACUGGCCCAUCUCUCUCUGACCAGCAUUUAGUGGCUUUAGCAAAGGAUGAUUUUGUUGUUGUUGUCUUCACGGUUUUAUGGCCAAUGUUGUUUGUCUUAAUGAAGGAUUCAGAUGAGAUGAGGAUUUUGUUCUGGGCUUUGCUUUCAACGAUACUGUUGAGUGGCAUAGUUUGAGUGUGACUGUAAGAGUGAAUGGGAGUAACAUUACGUCUGCAUGUUUGUCCAAGUACGUCUGUGUGUCCUGCAUGAGUAUGAUAUCAGACUCACACACGGAAGUCAGAUUACAGGGUGUGUGUGUGUGUGUGUGUGUGAGAGAGAGAUGUAUGAUCUUUGUGUAUACUGUGCCCUGCAGAGUGACACUAACGAGGCCUGUAUUGUGAGGAUGAGCAGACUGGGAGUGGGAAGAGUGCCCCUGUAGAGACACCAGUGUAAUGGCCCUCCCGUUCCUCUAAUAACACACACAGCCCUCCUCUCUCUGUGCCCUGUCCCUUUAAUGACCCAGGGGAGCAGGGCUAAACUAGCCCCCCUGUGCAGGGCCUGUGGUCAGGGCUGGGCCACGCGCUACGCCCCGGCGCCACCACCAGCCUGUCAGGCUGAGCAGCAGUUCCAUCCCCCAUAUACCCUCAUACCCCUGCUCCCUGUCCCCUGGCACUCAUGCCUGCUCCCUAUCCUGUGUGUGUGUGUGUGUGUGCGCCUGUUUAUUUAUGCUAAGACAAUGUGUGUAUGGCGAAUUUCAUUUCCUAUUUGCCUAAUGUCUGUCGCCGUUCCUAUAGGACCAGUCGCUGUGGGCGUGUCUCGCUGGCAUGGCAAUGGCCAAUAGGGAGUUGACGACAGCAGAGGUGGCCUACGCUGCCAUUGGAGAGGUAAGACCAUCCAUCAAACACUAAAAUCUCACUCUUUCCUUUUCUCCUCCACUGUAGCUCAGUUGGUAGAGCAUGGCGCUUGCAACGCCAGGGUUGUGGGUUUGUUUCCCACGGGGGGCCAGUAUGAAAAUGUAUGCACUCACUAAGUCGCUCUGGAUAAGAGCGUCUCCUAAAUGACUAAAAUGUAAAUGUAAAUGUCAUUCUGUUUUCCUAUAUUUCUCUCCCCUCUCUCGCUCUCUCCAGGUGGAUAAGGUGCAGUAUAUUAACUCUAUCAAGGAUCUGCCGUCUAAGGAAUCUUCAGUGGCCCACAUGUUACUGUUCAGUGGUCAUGUCCAGGAGGCUGAGGUCACUCUGCUACAGGCUGGCCUGGUCUACCAAGCCAUACAGGUCCACAUCAACCUCUACAACUGGGACAGGUGUGGGUGUGUCUGGUUGUCUCUAAAUGUCUGUCUGUCUGUCUCUGAAUGUCUGAAUGACUGUCUGUCUCUGAAUGUGUGACUGAAUGUCUGUCUGUCUCUGAAUGUCUGUCUGACAUUUCUUUCUCUGUCUGUCUAUGUAUACAUACAUAUGCGUCUGUGAAUGAGACUGAACGCUUCAUGUGUCCUCAGGGCGUUGGAGCUGGCAGUAAAACAUAAGACCCAUGUGGACACAGUGCUGGCCUACAGACUCAAGUUCCUGCAGGACUUUAGCAAGAAAGAGACCAACAAGAGGUUCAUGCAGUACGCUGAAGGGGUAGGAUAUGUCAUUGCUUUUGACUGUCAUACAGUGCGUUCGGAAAGUAUUCAGACUCCUUGACUUUUUCCACAUUUUGUUACAUUACAGCCUUAUUCUAAAAUGUAUAAAAUUGUUACUCAGUCCUUUGUUGAAGCACCUUUGGCAGCAAUUACAGCCUCAAGUCUUCUUCGGUAUGACGCUACAAGCUUGGCACACCUAUAUUUGGGGAGUUUCUCCCAUUCUUCUCAGCAGAUCCUCUCAAGCUCUGUCAGGUUGGAUGGGGAGCGUUGCUGCACAGCUAUUUUCAGGUCUCUCCAGAGAUGUUCGAUCGGGUUCAAGUCCGGGCUCUGGCUGGGCCACUCAAGGACAUUCAGAGACUUGUCCCGAAGCCACUCCUGCGUUGUCUUGGCUGUGUGCUUAGGGUCGUUGUCCUGUUGGAAGGUGAACCUUCACCCCAGUCUGAGGUCCUGAGCGCACUGGAGCAGGUUUUCAUCAAGGCUCUCUCUGUACUUUGCUCCGUUCAUCUUUCCCUCGAUCCUGACUAGUCACCUAGUCCCUGUUGCUGAAAAACAUCCCCACAGCAUGAUGCUGCCACCACCAUGCUUCACCAUAGGGAUGGUGCCAGGUUUCCUCCAGACGUGACACUUGGCAUUCAGGCCAAAGAGUUCAAUCUUGGUUUCAUCAGACCAGAGAAUCUUGUUUCUCAUGGUCUGAGAGUCUUUGGUAUCUUUUGGCAAACUCCAAGCGGGCUGUCAUGUGGAUUUUACUGAGGAGUGGCUUCCGUCUGGCCACUCUACCAUAAAGGCGUGAUUGGUGGAGUGCUGCAGAGAUGGUUGUCCUUCUGGAAGGUUCUCCCAUCUUCACAGAGGAACUCUAGAGCUCUGUCAGAGUGACCAUUGUGUUCUUGGUCACCUCCCUGACAAAGGACCUUCUCCCCUGAUUGCUCAGUUUGGCUGGGCGGCCAGCUCUAGGAAGAGUCUUGGUAGUUCCAAACUUUUUCCAUUUAAGAAUGAUGGAGGCCACUGUGUUCUUGGGGACCUUCAAUGCUGCAGAAAUGUUUGUGCCUCAACACAAUCCUGUCUCGGAGCUCUACGGACAAUUCCUUCGACCUCAUGGCUUGGUUUUUGCUCUGACAUGUACUGUCAACUGUGGGACCUUAUAUAGACAGGUGUUUGCCUUUCCAAAUCAUGUCCAAUCAAUUGAAUUUACCACAGGUGGACUCCAAUCAAGUUGUAGCAACAUCUCAAGGAUGAUAAAUGGAAACAGGAUGCAGCUGAGCUCAAUUUCGAGUCUCAUAGCAAAGGGUCUGAAUACUUAUGUAAAUAAGGUAUUUCAGUUUAUUUGUAAUACAUUUACAAAAAAUCUAAAAACCUGUUAUCGCUUUGUCAUAUGGGAUAUUAUGUGUAGAUUGCUGAGGAAAAUGUUUUAUUUAAUCCAUUUUAGAAUAAGGCUGUAACUUAACAAAAUGUGGAAAAAAUCAAGGGGUCUGAACACUUUCCGAAGGCAGUGACCACUGACCAACUGUAGUAGUAAAGACUUCUUCUCUUCGAAACCAGACAGUAUUGCUACAAGAGGCAAUGUGCCAUUUCUAUCAUACUAUGCCCCAUUAGACUGACCCACUCCUCUAAUUUCUCUCUCCCCCUCUCUCUCUCCAUCAGGUGGAGGUGGACUGGGAGAAGAUCCAGGCGAAGGUAGAGAUGGAGCUGGUUAAGGAGAGAGAGAAGGCUGCCACCACCUCUGUCAGGAGCAGCCUGGCCUCCCGACGCUGA